CCGGCGCUCAGGCCGGGUGAGGUGUUCCGAAGCCUGUCCAGCAGAAGGCGCUGCUGGCGGAGGCUGGCCCGGGACCGGAAGCCGGGCCGGAGGCGGCCGGGCGCCCUCGCCGACUCCUCCCGCUUCCGCUGCCGCAGCCGCCGCAAGUCCGCGCCGACGUGCCGUCCGCCCUCAGCUGCUACCCCCGCUGCCGAGAUGCCGCUGGAGAACCUAGAGGAGGAGGGUCUGCCCAAGAACCCCGACCUGCGCAUCGCGCAGCUGCGCUUCCUGCUCAGCCUGCCCGAGCACCGCGGGGACGCGGCCGUGCGCGACGAGCUGAUGGCGGCCGUCCGGGAUAAUAACAUGGCUCCUUAUUACGAAGCCUUGUGCAAAUCCCUCGACUGGCAGAUGGACACGGACCUGCUCAAUAAAAUGAAGAAGGCGAACGAGGAAGAGUUGAAACGUUUGGACGAGGAGCUGGAAGAUGCAGAGAAGAAUCUGGGAGAGAGCGAAAUCCGGGAUGCCAUGAUGGCCAAGGCCGAGUACCUGUGCCGGAUAGGCGACAAGGAGGGUGCUCUGACAGCCUUUCGCAAGACAUAUGACAAAACUGUGGCCUUGGGUCACCGACUGGAUAUUGUGUUCUAUCUUCUUAGGAUUGGAUUAUUUUAUAUGGAUAAUGAUCUCAUCACACGAAACACAGAGAAGGCCAAAAGCUUAAUAGAGGAAGGAGGAGAUUGGGACAGGAGAAACCGCCUAAAGGUAUAUCAAGGUCUUUACUGUGUGGCUAUUCGUGAUUUCAAACAGGCAGCUGAACUCUUCCUUGACACAGUGUCAACAUUCACAUCCUAUGAACUUAUGGAUUAUAAGACCUUUGUGACUUACACUGUCUACGUCAGCAUGAUUGCCUUAGAAAGACCAGAUCUCAGGGAAAAGGUGAUUAAAGGAGCCGAGAUCCUCGAGGUGCUGCAUAGCCUUCCAGCGGUCCGGCAGUACCUGUUUUCACUCUAUGAGUGUCGUUACUCAGUUUUCUUCCAGUCCUUAGCUAUUGUGGAACAGGAAAUGAAAAAGGACUGGCUUUUUGCUCCUCACUAUCGUUACUAUGUCAGAGAAAUGAGAAUUCAUGCAUACAGCCAGCUGCUGGAAUCCUAUAGGUCAUUAACUCUUGGCUAUAUGGCAGAAGCCUUUGGUGUUGGUGUGGAAUUCAUUGAUCAGGAGCUGUCCAGAUUUAUUGCUGCAGGGAGACUACACUGCAAAAUAGAUAAAGUAAAUGAAAUAGUGGAGACCAACAGGCCAGAUAGCAAGAACUGGCAGUACCAAGAAACUAUCAAGAAAGGAGAUCUACUACUAAACAGAGUUCAGAAACUUUCCAGAGUAAUUAAUAUGUAAAACCAUGUAAACAAAGGAUUUCCUUUAGAGAUAACUAUUUGGAAUUUUUAUAGUUUACUAUGUACCCAGUUCAGCUGUAUAAAAUAAAUAUUGCAUUGUUGUUCCUGUU
This is a messenger RNA of Leptonychotes weddellii (Weddell seal), 1474 nucleotides long. The record is from RefSeq and is a predicted model, not a curated record. Lineage: Eukaryota; Metazoa; Chordata; Mammalia; Carnivora; Phocidae.